This is a messenger RNA of Monomorium pharaonis (pharaoh ant), 3433 nucleotides long. RefSeq names its product stress-associated endoplasmic reticulum protein 2. Gene Ontology annotation, cellular component: endoplasmic reticulum. The record is from RefSeq and is a predicted model, not a curated record. The transcript has 8 exons. The coding region runs from base 2332 to 3051 and encodes 239 amino acids. Gene Ontology annotation, biological process: endoplasmic reticulum unfolded protein response. Lineage: Eukaryota; Metazoa; Arthropoda; Insecta; Hymenoptera; Formicidae.
CCUUGUCGAGUCGAAUCGCAUUCUCUGAAAUCCGGGAUUUUUCCGGGUUCAUCUUGCGUUCGUCUCGCUCCUCUCGCUCCAGCGUAAAAUCACUCGUCUCAUUGAAGUCUCCGGAUGUUUUGAGAGAAAAAUUUUCACGGAGAAAUCGCAAGAGGAAGGACCUCCAAUUGGAACUGGACUCUUGGCGCUCUUUAUCUUUGUCGUUUGUGGAUCUGCUGUGUUUCAAAUCAUCCAGAGUAUCAGAAUGGCUUGAAGAUGAGGAAGAAAAAGAAGGCGCUGUGUUGAUCUUAAUACGACAAACCAUCUAUCACUCGGCGAUAUGCAAAAGAGACUGACAAACCGUUUUAAUAUAGAUUAUAAUAAAGAUCGGAGAUAUUACGGGAAAUGUGGCAAAAUUUAGACAUUAGCUGAAAAAUCAUCUCUUUUGUGAAAGAAGCUCAAAGAUUUAUUUAUAACAAAUUAGCAUUUAUAAGCGUUUAACUUAAUUGCGCUACACAUAGAUGAAAGGAGGGAGUGCUCGAACAAAAUAAACGUCCUGAAAAACAUUCUGUCAAACUUACGAAUAAGGAAAUUUUUUAUGUUUAAAUUAUUAUUGCGUUCCAAACAAUAACAUUUUUGUUGACGAGGUUGUCCAUGCUGUUUUUUUUUUCUAAAAUAUAUUCUUUCGUCUAUGUGUAUGUAAUAAAUAAUUGUAUAUACACAGAAAUGAUUUAUCAUGCAGAUUUCUCCUCAAGCAGGUCUGUCCAAUUCGUAGCAUAAGUUUAACUCCAAUGAUUGGACAGAUUUGUUUUAAAGCAUUCCAAUCUAAGCAAUUGGUAGCUUUCUGUUAUUAUAAUGGCCUUUGUAUGGAUGCUUAUGCAUUAUAGGCAACAUACGCGCGAUAGGUCAUUAUAUACAUAAACUUAUAUAUAUAUAUAUAUAUUAUACAUCUCAGAAUGAUUUGUCUGAAAUAUUUGCUACUGACAGUGCAUACAUUGUCUCUUUUAAUAAAAUAUAUUAUCAAUAAAGAUAUAUAUAUUGUUUUACAUGAGAUAUAUGUUAAAGCGAUUGUUUCUUUGAAAAUAAUCCUUCCACCCAAUUGAGAGUUUAUUCAGUUGCGAUCUGUUUUUCAAUUUGAGAAAGAUAUAUUUAUCUUGUAUUCCUUAUCGCUAAUAGAUAAUUCCCGAAUAUUGGAAAUUCAGUUGUGUAAACAUUACGUUUUGUCCAUUUAGUUUCUCAUUUAAUUAUUUUUUUGUGCAUUUUCCAAAUAUAAUCUUAAUUUUUUAAUACAAUCAUAUGUAUAAUUUAUAUCUUUUUAUAAAUUGUAAAAUAGAACAAUUUAAUAUAAAUUAUAAAGAAGCCUAGAAAUUAUAAAAAAACAACAUGGCAAUGGUUUUCGAAUAAGUUUUCGCUGUUUUUUUUGUGAAAAUUAAUGCGUUAUUUAAAAACAUCAGUAAAAAACCUGUCACUGAAAGUAUUGUCCAUCGCUAACUACUACUUUUUCCCAUCUUUCUGGCAGCAUUUGAAUUCCACGUCGGAAAAACGACACGUCUUUUGAAGCUAUCCAAAAGACCUAUUUUUUGGCAUCUUCAUAAGAAUGGAAGUGCUGUUCAGCCAGGCCAUGUGCCAUCGAUCGAAACAAGUGGUAGUCGGAAGGCGCAAUGUCUGGUGAAUACGGGUGAGGUAGGACUUCCCAUUUAAGCGUUUCCAAGUUUUCACCGGUUUUACAUGUGGCCGAACGUUGUCAUGCCGCAAAAUUACUUGUAGUGUCUCUGCUCGUAUAGCGGCCGUUUUUCCUUCAAUGCCCGGCUCAAACGCAUCAAUUGUAGUCUGUAGAGAUUUCCCGUAAUGAUUUCAUUCGGUUUGAGCAGUUCAUAAUAAAUUACACCCAUCUAAUCCCACCAAAUGCAGAGCAGAAGCUUGGAACCAUGAAUAUUCGGCUUUGCCGACGAUAUUGAUGCAUGGUCGGACUCACACCACGAUUUUCUACGGUUAUCGUAGUGUAUCCAUUUUCAUCGCCAGUCACGAUACGAUACAAGAAUCCUUCCCUUUUCUGCCGUUGAAGCAGCUGUUCACACGUAAAAAGACGCCGUUCGACGUGGUUCGACGUCUCGGCUUCAACUGCCUCGCGACCCAUCUAUCCUUCCCAUGAACGCAGCACAAACGCCUGUUAUUACGCCGAUUGCGCGUGCGGAGAUAAACGGUUGCUUUUGUUUUCAAAUGUCGUGCGAACCGGUUAUUCCGAGGUUGUUCCGUGUCUAUAUUAAUUAGAGAUUAAGAGGAAAAUUCACGGAUCUACGAAAUAGCUGUAAGUGUGGUUUACAAGGGAUUAACUGUAUAUAUUGACACAAAAUGUCCAACAUAUUUAAUUUGUUGGGUGGACUCGCCGAGUCUAACGGAGGUCAAAUAAAACCUAUUACACGAUCUAACACAUCUCAUGAGAUUAGAGUAAAUUCCCUCAAGACAAUGGCAAGCACAAAACCAAAAGGAUUAUCAAUAAGAUCUCAUUCUGAUAUGAAUAUAUCCAGUAUAUCCAAUAUACAAUCAAGUAAGAAAAGUAUUCAGGGUAGAGAACAGGAUUGUUCAAAGUUGAAAGUAACUCAAAUAGAUAGUAAGGGACGUCCAAUAUCUCCAGGAAAGGAAAUAUCAGCGAAGACGUUAAUUGCACAGUCAUCCAAAUUUAAAGAAUCUGUUCUGAAGGAAGAUAGUAUGCUUAAUAAAUGUACAAAAAAGCAAUUGAAUGAUGGUACUUUUAAGAAGCCAUUGCUCCCUAAGAAGAAUAUUAAAAAGUUUCCCAAACCAGAAAAAUUGGCUUAUUGGCAUGACAACCAAUAUGAUUUUGAUUACGGAUACAUUGAAACUAUAGAGAAAGAAUUUAAAGAAUUGCUCUCUAAGGAGAAAGAGAACAUAAAGCCUUGCGAAGAGAACAUACUUGCAUCAGAUUCAAAAACCUCGCUCUUGCCAGAUGGCCCAAAACUUAUCCUCGAUGAAACUUUCGAUGAAGAAUACAAGAAACUUUCGUCUCUCGCCGUACUUGAAGUAUCUGAUUUAUCUGAUGACGAAAAUCUAUAGUGAUAAGAGAAUUGCUUUAAUAUUGUAAUUUCAUAAUUUUUUUUGUAAAAAUGAAUACUUUAAGAGAUCUAAUUAGUAUUAUGAUAAUUUAUUUUCUGUAAUUGGUAUGUAUUUUUGUAUUGACAAACAUUAUUAGAACACUAUAAUAAUUGAAUACUUGUCAAACUACUCUAGAUUUAAAAAAAAGAUUUGAUAUAAAAUAUCUAUAAUAUGUUUUAUAUCAUUUAUGAUAUUUGUGUAACUAAAACAACAUAAUUUAUGCGUUUUUUGAGCCUUUAUGUUACUGGCAUUUUAAUUAAAAAUGUUCUUUUAUUGUUAUUAGUAUGGUAAUCUUAAAAAAAUUACAUUGUAAAUUUAUAUAAAAAUAAAUCGAAUAAAACAA